GACCGCGAGCACGCCUUAUCUUUACCGAAGAUACAAUGUUACUUUUAAAUCAAGCCAUACUUCGCAAUCGAAUUAGAUGUAGCAAUGCGAUCGAAUGCUAAUAUAACUAAUAACGUUCCACAUCAAGCACAUUUCCUGUGAAGCGUAUCAUUAACACCAGGAACGAGUUGUAUUCACAGGGGCGUCAGGAAUGUUUCUUUCGAUUGUCAAGAGUACAAAAACAAAACGGAAGCGAAUUUGCAGCUGACGGAGGCUUGCCAAGCGGCAUUACCCAGAGUGCACUUCUGCACCACGGCCCAGCAGGGACGGGUGCUGCAUGGCACUGUGCCAGACCCAGACACCGCUGCUGGCUCCGCCCAUCUCCUCUGUCAGGCUCCGCCCACACGCACGGUCACCAGGAAACCAGCCCUCAGCACAGGAAAACCACACUGGCGGCCAGGGAGGAAGGUCAAAGGCCGGGGCUUAUAUAUUCAUCUUCUGAAUGUGAAAGUCAGCCCUCUGGUGUAAGGUGCGUGUCAAAAUAACUGAGCACAUUCAAAAACCAAGCCCCCCCCCUCCCCGAAACUAGGCCUUAGAUCGUGCGCGCAUAGGUGUGCUCAGGUGGUCUGUGGGCGGAGCUGUGGUCAGGGGGUCUGUGGGCGGAGCCGUGGUCAGGGGGUCUGUGGGCGGAGCUGCGGUCAGGCGGUCUGUGGGCGGAGCCGUGGUCAGAGAUGAAGCUGAGGGCUGUCAUGGAGAACCUGCACAGGCAGCAGAGAGCCAAACUGCAGAUGGAACUGGAGCAGCAGCAGGCCGGCCAAUCGCAGCAGCCAGACGGCUCCCUCCCAGCCAAUGCCGGGGAGCAGCCGAGCGGAAGCCCCGCCCCCGAGCGCGCUCAGAUGGCGGCCCUGGCGGCCAUGAGGGCGGUGGCCACCGGGCUACAGAGGAACUGCGACCUUCCCUCGUCCAAUCACAGCAGCGCGGAGGAGGGGGAGCAGGAGGAGGAGGAGGAGGAAGAAGAAGAAGAGGAUUACAAGGGCAUGAUGGGCUCGGAUGAAGAACUCAGGAAGCAGAAAUGGGACGAGGAGGGGUUGGAGGAGGACUUUGAAGACGAGCUGGGGGAGGAGGGGUCUCCCACGGGCCGGGGGCCGCUGACCCCGGGGCGGGGGAUCCUGCUGCUGCCACACCGCCACCUGCUCCCCCAAUCUCAAGCCCUGAGGGCGGGGCUGCGGGAGCCGCCCCACAUCAGCCCGCCUCUGGGACCUCACAAGCACAGGCCAUGGAACGGACCUCAGGAGCAGUUCAGACAGUUGUAUGAACUGGACAGCAACCCGCAGCGGAAGGAGUUUCUGGACGACCUGUUCGGCUUUAUGCAGCGAAGAGGGUCCCCUGUGAACAGGAUCCCCAUCAUGGCCAAGCAGGUGCUGGACCUGUUCAUGCUGUACCAGCUGGUGACGGAGAAGGGGGGUCUUGUGGAGGUCAUCAACAAGAAGCUGUGGCGGGAAAUCACCAAGGGCCUGAGCCUGCCCACCUCCAUCACCAGCGCCGCGUUCACGCUCCGGACCCAAUACAUGAAGUACCUGUACCCCUACGAAUGUGACAAGAGGGGCCUCAGCAACCCCGGAGAGCUGCAGGCCGCCAUCGACAGCAACCGGCGGGAAGGGCGUCGCCAGAGCUUCGGCUCUGCCCUCUUCACCUACUCGCCCAAUGGCACGCCCACCAUGCUGUCAUCCCCUAAGCUCUCCGCCCCCAGUCUGGGAGUGGCUUUGGGCACCAAUGGGGCCACCCUCGCCCCAAUGCAGCGUAUCAAGAAAGAGGACGCCGGGGGCAUGGCGGUGCCGGGGGCGAGCCGGCUGCCCUUGGCGCUGGCAGGGUCAUCGGCGGCGGCGGUGCAGGCGGCCAUGGCGGCUCAGAUGGCGGCUCUGGAGCAGCUGAGGGAGAGGCUGGAGUCGGGCGAGCCGGCGGAGAAGAAGAUGGCUCUGCCGGGCGAGGAACACCAGCGCCUCCUGCAGGCCGAGGAGCACCAGCGCCUCCUGCAGGCUGAGGAGCACCAUCGCCUCCUGCAGAGGGCGCUGCAGCACAACCUGCUCGCCAUGACCGCCGCGCACGUGCCCAUGAGCGUCCGCGUCAGCACACAGGCAGAGGGCGGACGGGACUCCGCCUUAAACCUCACCACCAACGGCACCGGCAGCAUCAGCAUGUCGCUGGAGCUCAAUGGGGUGGUCUACACCGGUGUGCUUUUCGCCCAGGUGGUGGGGCCCGUCCCGUGCCAGCCUACCGGAUCGUCCGGCUCUGGUGAGAGCGAGGCGCCCAGCGGGCACCCCGAAUCCCGGCCCGCCGCCCACACACCUACCUCAUCCUGCUCCGGCGACUCGUCGCCACAGCAACCUCACAGCCAACCACAGCCAGGAACCUAGCCCGGCCUCCAAACUCGGGCCAAUCAGGGAGCGGAAACCGCAGGCCGCCUGGAUACUCCCGCUCAGGCCUCUUUUCCCUCCCCUGUUUUUCUCCACUUCUUUUUCCUCCCGUUUUUCUCCACUUCUUUGUCCUCCUCCUGUUUUUCUCCACUUUUUAGCAGCCAGGUUGAUUUGAGAUAUCAGAGGCGGUUUAUCAUUUUCAAAGCCUGUGAGAAAUUUAAUUCAUUUCCUGCACAAAAGGGCGGAUUCACAUGAGAACAAAAAGAAAAAAAAAGAAGAGGCUGUUUAUUUUAAAUGCACUGUUUACACACACCUGCUGUCAGACAAUGCAGCCUCUCCCAACAGAGGAAAAAAAGAGUUUAAUUUUUUAUUCAUUUUGUUUCGUACAGAUAUUAUUACCCGUUGGUAAAAAAAUAUAUAUAUUUAGGGUUUCAAAAAAGAAGACAUUUGUAAAUACAUUCUCUAUUUUAUUCGUAGUGGCAUAAGAAAGCACUGUUGUGACCUCAUGGCUAUGGAGCCUAACCUCUUAAGCUUGUGUUGGUACAGUACAGUAAAGUACAGUAAACUACAGUACAGUACAGUAAACUUCAGUACAGUACAGUAAACUACAGUACAGUACAGUAAAGUACAGUAAACUUCAGUACAGUAAAGUACAGUAAACUUCAGUACAGUAAACUACAGUACAGUACAGUAAAGUACAGUACAGUAAAGUACAGUACAGUAAAGUAAAGUACAGUAAACUUCAGUACAGUAAAGUACAGUACAGUAAACUACAGUACAGUACAGUACAGUACAGUAAACUACAGUACAGUACAGUAAAGUACAGUAAACUUCAGUACAGUAAAGUACAGUAAACUACAGUACAGUAAAGUACAGUAAACUACAGUACAGUACAGUAAACUACAGUACAGUACAGUAAAGUGUUCUGCUCUGAACACAGGCCUUGCGUAGCCCAAACCCUCUCCUGUGACCUUGUGACCUUCAGAUUCAGCUGUUUGUGAAACUGAGCUUUCUCCCCACCUCCACUGGACUCCCACAGGAUCGGCCUGACUCCUCUCAGCUGUUGGGAUUGACCUUUGACCUCAGAGUGAACUCAGAUCUCCGAUUUCCCAUCUCGCUCUCCUCACUGGCCUUUUCCGCAAAAACAGCGGAGCACCCCAAACCCUGAGAAGUAGGGAUGUCGUACUCCCGUCCUGAGAGGCAGCAGACCCCACUUUUCUGUGCGCUCUUGAUUCUUCGAUUGGCACGCAAACCUGGCUGUUUCUGAGGCUUUCAUUGGCUGCUGAGAGAAGGGAAUGGAAGUACACCGGGCAGGUGUUGCGACCUUGUGAAACGGCAGUUUGAGAUCGCUGCUUCUCACCGCCGCUGCCUGACUGGGAAGGUUCCUGGGAGGCCCCAGCACAGACCGUAAAGCCUCACGACGCCCCCUGGUGGCUGUUCUGUGGUCUGUCUAGCGCUGUGGGGACUGGAGGGGGAGGAGCCACAGACUGUCUCAUGGGGAGAGCGUGUGUGUGCGUACAUGCGCGUGUACACGCAUACGUGCCUUUUGUUUGUGCGAGUGGUGUGCCUUUUUUGAGAUGAGUACUGAAAGUUUCUUGCUGAUUUUGGGGGUCCUGUGGGGCCGCUCGCUGGUCCUGGGAAAGCGAUCGAGCCUUUCACGCAGUCGUGUCCACUUCAGUGCAGGGUCGCCACGGCGACGCACUGACUCGGAACGUCUGCGUGCCAGCUGUGGUGUCGUCCCGGGACGUCCUGGUGUUCCACUGACGUCGCUAACGGGUUUCUGGAAAGGUGUCGCACCCUGUGGCCUCAGCCAAUGGCUGUGCUGCUGCUGUCCUGCCAACGUCGCAAUUGGGGGAUUUGGGGGUUCACCCCCUCCCCCGCUCUCUCCACAGGAGUGCUAUGCCUACAGACCGCCGCGCUUUUACUACGAGAUUCCGUCCGUAUACCUCAGAGCAGUGAUUUAAGGUCUACUCUAAAUCUAUUCCUGCAUGUUCAGCAGAAAGUAUCUGCCAAUCGCCAUCAGAGUUGUUUCACUGGUUGUUAAAAACACUCCCUGAUUGGGGCAGCUUGGGGUUUCCAUGGAUAUGGUUGCCAUGACAUUAUCGCUUGCUCGUCUCUCGUGCAGGCAUAACCACCUGCUUUUCUUAUUGGGGCAUGACUGUAAUUAACUAUGCAAAUCCAUCCAGUUGCUCACAUUAUAGUUUUAUUAUUUUUAAAUGGACAUAAUAUUCAAAAUGGUGGCUGAGGAUCAGAAAGCCAAACUGGAGGUUUGAGUUUGAGUAUGCAUGUUAUUUUAUUGUCUUUCUUUUUUUUUUUUUUUUUUUUACAAGCCAAAGAUGCAAGGCUUAUUUAGUUGGGUUUUUUCAUAUCUGGUGUUUGUUAGUGUAUUACUUUCAGCUUGUCGUGUGUGUCAAAAUAAGACACUUUCUGAAAUAUUUUUUUUUUUUUUUGGUUUACCAUUGCUUCUGCUGUGGUUAAGGCGGAGGUGCAGAUUUUUUUGUUGUCUAACAACAAGGCUUUUGAUUUAUCAGGGAUGUGAAAUUUUCCCACAGCAGUCACUGGGGAUAAAGAAUGACUUCUGGGUUUAUUUAUUGCUGUGGGGUUUUCUGCUGCCUUUUUCCCACUUCAGUGGACAAUGAGGUGCAUGUGGAUUUUACUUCGGUCAGUAACUUCCUCUGCAUCAAGCGCAACACUGCUGACAACCACCAGGGGGCGACAUCUUCGCGAUUACCUGGAAGGAGCCACUUCUGGACCCAAGUGCCUCAGAGCGUGGGUGCGAAACAGGCAGGCACACUUCCAGUUUGGGCCGUUCUGGUUCGGAAGCAUGUUCUCGCGGGACAUGUCCCGUUAGUCUGCUGUAUUGGAACGCAAGGUCAGCUCCUUUCUUCCGAUGAUGUAUUGCACUGGAGGAAUUGUGUGAAAACCCAGGAGGGGGUUGUGGUGGCGUGUGAAAGGGUAUUUAUUAUUAACCUCUGGUCGCUCUUCUCAAAUGCAUUUAUGAAUUCUGAUGAAUUCGGACUAGGUUUUUAGUGGGGAAAGGGUGUGGCCUAAUCCCAUUCCUCAGGUUCUCAGUCCAGCACAGUGGAUUGUUAGCGCACUCAGGGACGGUUGCAUGACUUGGAAGAUUUUGCAGCACCGUAUAUACCUCACAGAGAACGCCUUAUUUCCGGCAGACUUUUUGCUUCUGAAGCAAGACUUUUUUCCUACCUCACUAAAUGUACAGUGUGACCUUUGCGGUGGUGAAAGCUUUGCAAGAACCUGAUUUAUUUCACUUAUGGACUACAGUUCACAAGCGAGCUCAGACUGGGGUUUUUGGUGGGUGUAAUCUUGGGUGUCAGUGCUCCAGGACAUGCUGGUGCGUAACAUGCGUUUUGAUUGUGCUGACUGACUGCUUUCAGCGUUUGGUGGCAGGCAGAGGUGGACUCGUCAUGUGGAAACCGCUUUCCUGUGCCUGUUCCUUCAGUUAUUUUAUCAUCUCUGACUUGCACCUCCUGUAAGUCAGGUGAAGCUGGGGAAGAAAAGUUGAUUGCUGCAUUUAAACUUGACAGUUUUUUUCAUGUUUUGGGCUGGUGGUGGGAUGGGGACAUCGUCUUUAUUAUUAUUAUUUUAUUUUUUUAAACUUGCUGUUUGAUGCCCUUGGUUGACAAAGCGUGCAGACAGCUGACAAUCAGAUACCGAUGAAGCCAAACACACUGGGAUGAUUAUCUGGAAUGGGGGAGUGGGCGGGACUUUGCAGGGAGGGGUGGGGCACGGCCUGGCUAGGCGGAGUUACAAUCAUUUUUCCGGGCAAGGAUCUGGGCCUGAGAACGUUUGUGGUUUAUGCUGGAGACCGCUCCGAUGGGAACCUUCAUCUUGGAUCCAGUCUCCAGUCAAAACCUUCUGCAGAGCUUUCUCAGAGACUGACCUUGGACGUUGUGUUCACGUGGUGUAUUUGAAACUUGCUGUAUAUAACAUGGUCUCCAGAGGAUCAGCCGCUGCUGUGACAGCAGCAAUCUAGCCAUUGGGUGGGAGAAGAGAUGUAAAGGUGUGUCCUUUCUGUUUUAUCAUUUUUAUUAUAUUUUUAACGGAACAUCCCCCUCCCACCCACAAAAAAAUGAAAAGGUUUCCUGCAAACGCGUGGGCACCAGUACGCAGCAGUGUACACGUGUUCAUUUUAAUCGCCACCGCUGUGUGUGAUUCAUUCAGGGGUGCCCACUGCAGGGCUUUCACAUGAAGGCCGAAAUCCUCGGGGACCAGGUGUGUUGUGACUUGCUCAGAUGUUCAGUAUCUCCUGUGAAGACGCACAAAAGGAAAUGCGUUACCUCUCGUCUUCACACAGUGGCCUUCGUCACUCGUGUAAUAAGAGGCCUUAAGUCGUAUGCGCACAGUGUGUGUUGAAAUGCGUGCCGCUGCGCCGGAGGUUUGAGGUAUGGAGGCUUUUCUCAGCGGCUGCUGCUUGAACUGCAGACGCCAGGCUUUCUGUGCUGUGCUCUGGCACAGGGUCCGACUGUCCCGGGUUCGAGACCCACGCUUCUGUGAAGGAGAAACACUUUCUUUAGACGAGGUUAGACUUCCGUGUCCCAGCAUGCUGUGUGUGUAUGUCUGUCUCCCUUGUGGAGUUUAAUAUUGUGCUUUUUAAACAAAAAUGUAUUCCCUUUAUCUGUAACACUCUGUCUUCACACAGAAAAUUAUUUAAGUGACCUUUUUUAAAUCAGUGCUAAACUGUAAAUAGGAGGAGCUGGUUUAAUGUCUUGGCUCUUCUUUAUGUGCACAUUUUUAUGUGAAACCGAUUCAGCACACCGGUGAGGCUUUCGUGAUUGACUUCUCAGGAAAUGCACUUCUACCUCCAAUUUUACUGUGUCACUCAACAUAAAGUGCAGGCUACUGUUUGUCUGUCCUGGUGGGGGAGCGGUCAGUUUGUGUGUUAAGGAGGGUUUUGUUGAGUGUAGCACUUCAUUUUUACAGUUUUGGUGAAACAGCAAAGCGCCACCUGCAGUACACCCAAAACAAAGCUUUGAACAGAAGUUUAUUUUGCUUGCACUUUGUUCUGUGUUGGUGUGAUAAUUUGAAAGGUUCCCAUGGUAACAGUGUCAUGUGACCUAACAGGAGGCUGCUUGCAGAGAAAAGGGGACUGUGUUGUGCUGUGCUUUGCUUGUUGAACACUGGCUGGCCUGUAUUGCAUGACUGGAUGCUAGGUUUGUGCCAGACAUUGACACCACAGGACCACACAUUCUGUGCAUUUGAUAAAAGAAUGCAUGAUAAUUAUAAUGAUAAUUGCACCUCUCUCCAGUAUUGCAGCGGUCAGAGAGGUCUGGCCAGCAAGGCACAGCAUGGUUAUCAGAAUUGGUUGCUGUAAUUACACAACUUGACUGCAUAAAACACCUACUUAAAACCAUCUUAUUCCUCCAAUAGAGAAGGAAAUUGGGAAAAUUGCUACAAACCACAAAAAAAAAAAAAAAAAAGACGGAGAAUGUGAUUGAUUUGAAAGGGAAGGAUAUCGUGUCUCUUUAUAGUCAAAGUACCAUAAUGACGCAGUUAAAAUUUAUCUCCUUUAAAAAAAAAAAAAAAAAACGUUAUGUUUCCCUUAGACCCACAGGAAGUUAGUCAGAUGUUUGACUUGAUACACAGGAAGGCUUUUCCCCCAAAAACCACAGAAAUGACUGAUGACAAAUCUCCUCAUUUUUGGUAAUGUGAGUUAAUCUUGUUUUGGGUUUUUGUCCUGCCACGUACAUACGUGGCUCUUGGGUUUGUAAAAAAAUUAAGUAAAUAUUAAGGCAUUAUUGGUUUGUAAUUAAUAAAACAUUUUGAAAGUUUA
Molecule: messenger RNA, 8187 nt
Organism: Anguilla rostrata (American eel)
Lineage: Eukaryota; Metazoa; Chordata; Actinopteri; Anguilliformes; Anguillidae
Product: AT-rich interactive domain-containing protein 3A-like
Exons: 10
Coding region: 711-2393 (560 amino acids)
Biological process (GO): regulation of transcription by RNA polymerase II
Cellular component (GO): nucleus
Molecular function (GO): DNA binding
Source: RefSeq, a predicted model, not a curated record